This is a messenger RNA of Cooperia oncophora, 506 nucleotides long. Lineage: Eukaryota; Metazoa; Nematoda; Chromadorea; Rhabditida; Trichostrongylidae. The record is from the annotation of a GenBank genome assembly.
AGUUCUUGUUUUUCUCGCUGAGCGUGGUGGUGAGCAGUCUUUGCAAACUCGUCUAUGAGAUCGUUAGCCUCGCUGGUGUGCAGUCGAAGGUUUUCGACAGAUUCUCUAUCACUGUGGACCUGCUGGUAUCCUAUUAUUCCGCUCUGCUGAUAUUCUUUUUGGGACUGAAUCGCUUUGCUGCUUUCUCUUCGCCGUAUCUCCGUGAGCACCUUAUGGGAAGGAGGACUCUGCUCUGGAUCCUUCUCGGACUGCUUGUGUUCUCUUCCGUCAUUACCGUCGUAAUCUUUGAAAUCAGUGGAAUGCGAAGAAUUUUCAAUCAGAAUACCAUCACUGACUAUGCUAAUAAGUGCAUUUUUGUUCAGGCGUCAAGCUACAUAUUCUACACACUUCCACUUGCAUCUUCUAUUUUCUAUCUCUCGCAUACAAGUCGCUACGCUCGAAGAGAGAGAACGUUGUCAGUGAUGUUACAAAGUCUCUCCUGGACCGAGCUGAGAGAUGUAACUUGA